UGCAACAGCAAGCAUACUGUGCUACGACUAAAUUCUAAUUCAGUGAACUGCUGGUGAGAAAAGGAUGAUCAUACAAGCUAAAAGAAGUGGAUGUGGGCAUAGCGAAAUAAAGCAAAGGAUUUGAAGAGUGCUGACAGGAUCUGUCCCAGCUUUAAAGUAAAAGGAUAAAGGACAAGUAGGGAGAGGACAAAUAGGACACAGAGCAAAGGAUACUGCUCUUUUUUUGUUGGAUUGUUGUGUUCCCUUGGAUUUCUCACUUUCCUCCCGAGCUAAGAGACUAGAGGGAGACGGGCUGCAACCACUGCAGGCAUGAAGUACAACUACCGUGUGCCAGCGUCAACAUAUGCACGCAGUUCACAGUACACACCAACUUACCACACUUCCACCCACUACACACCCUCAUACUACACACCAUCACCAUACACAUCCACAUACACGUCCACAUCAAAGUACACCCCUACACAGUACAGCACAACAUAUUACACCCCAUCACACCACACAUCCACUUAUAAAGCCGCAUCCACAUACAUCCCUUCAUACAGCAAAGGGUCAAGGUUCAGUUCAACACAUGGCACACAAGCACAAGAAAAGCCUGCACCUGUAAUACCCGUAACACCCACAAAGAGAACAGUGCACUUCCCCAAUGACAUCAUCUUCCAGGAUAUUGUUAGACGAGGAGAUCUGGAGCAGAUUGGUCGGUUCAUGAGAGCGAGGAAGGUUCGUGUGGAUACAGUGUUCCACUCAGGUAUGGCAGCACUACAUGAAGCUGUGCUAACAGGAAACCUGGAUGUGGUGAAGCUGCUGGUUAAAUAUGGCGCCGAUGUCCAUCAGAGAGACGAGGAUGGCUGGACGCCACUCCACAUGGCCUGCAGCGAUGGCUACCCAGAAAUUGCCAGAUACCUGCUGUCAAUGGGAGCCAGCACAGAGGCAGAGAAUGAAAGCGGAGAGAAGCCCGCAGACCUCAUUGACCCAGACUGUAAAGACCUGGCCAAACUGUUUGAGACUGGCUGCGUGUGAUUGGAUACCGAGAGGGUCCAAAGGAAAACAAGCAACGGCUACAAAAAGAAGACGAGGAGCCGGAGCAGAACAUUUCUGCCGCAGCACAGGACUGAUCUUGUGAAGCAAGAUUCUGCUUGCUAGUUUCAAAACUGUAGUACAAAUUCCCUGUAGGUGUGUUAGUGUAAAUUAUUGCCUAAAAUUAAUAAUCCAGGUGGUGGUUAUUUUACUUUAUUUCAUUGUCUUUGACUUUACUUUUAUUUGUGUAUCUGUCAUGCUACCAGCGUCACUGCUGUGACGUCUCGCAACACAGACAUGUCACUGAAGCAAAAUUUCCAGCAAGUUUUCUUGUCACAUUUAUUCUGACUGUCUCUUCAGUUCUGAAGAAAUGUUUGAUUUUCAUGAGCACUUCAGUUUAAAUUGUUUAUCAGAUGUGUUUUUACAUUGCUGGCUGAACUCUGCAAACUCACUUUGGGCCGAGAAAAUUGUGUCUCAUAGAAAGAGUUUCUUUACUGCUGGGCAGUGAGAGCAUCAUCAAAAUGGAUAACUGAUACUUCACUCACAGUCAUAAAUCACAAACGGAGGCGCUUUGUACAAGUACAAGCUUGUACAAGCUUUUGUAAAGCUGUAGUAUUGUCCAGAAUAUGUUACUUUUGUUCAUUAUGUUAUAAGUACAUAAAUGCC
This is a messenger RNA of Archocentrus centrarchus (flier cichlid), 1680 nucleotides long. It is a transcript of the gene ppp1r27a, whose product is annotated as protein phosphatase 1, regulatory subunit 27a. NCBI's taxonomy places the organism in Eukaryota, Metazoa, Chordata, Actinopteri, Cichliformes, Cichlidae. Gene Ontology annotation, molecular function: phosphatase binding. The coding region runs from base 310 to 1017 and encodes 235 amino acids. The record is from RefSeq and is a predicted model, not a curated record. The transcript has 3 exons.